Rhagoletis zephyria (snowberry fruit fly) is the source of this 1692-nucleotide messenger RNA. RefSeq lists its product as uncharacterized. NCBI's taxonomy places the organism in Eukaryota, Metazoa, Arthropoda, Insecta, Diptera, Tephritidae. Gene Ontology annotation, biological process: DNA integration. Gene Ontology annotation, molecular function: nucleic acid binding. The record is from RefSeq and is a predicted model, not a curated record.
AUGCCAUCUGAAUUACAAUACGAAUGGCUCACCUUCCGAAAUGAGUUGAAACAAUUAGAAGAGAUAAAAAUUCCACGAUGGCUUGGCAUGCGGCCGCAGGCUGAAUCACAUAUAUAUGGUUUUUGCGAUGCCAGCACUAAGGCAUAUGCUGCUGUCAUUUACUUAUGCACUAAACGCAACGAUGGGCAACCUAUUAGUCAGAUAGUUGCAUCGAAAACUCGAGUAGCGCCACUACAUAGCAUCACUAUACCUCGCUUGGAGUUGAGCGCUGCCCAUCUAUUGGCUACACUUCUGGGCGAAAUAAAAGGAGCUCUACGCUUGGAGCAGAUAUCAUACCGAUUGUUUCCAGAUUCCAAUAUUGUGUUACAUUGGCUGCAUAAAAGCACAUCGCAGUUGAACCAAUAUGUGGCAAAUCGGGUUGGCUUCAUUCAGCAGAAAACUGAUAUUGCAAAUUGGCAUCAUAUCCCUACAAAAUUGAAUCCAGCUGAUUGUGCAAGCCGUGGCAGCACUGUAUCAGCGCUACUACAUCAUCAUUUGUGGUGGCAUGGCCCCACAUCGGAUAACUAUCCAAUCGCCAGAAUACAUACACUGGCACCAGAGGAGAUCGUGGAGAUGGAGGGGGAAUUAAAACCAGUAAAAUCCAAUGUAAUGCAGACAACCACAUUGCACACAUUGCAAACUCGGCGGCACAAGCAUAUUAUGAUGAAUCAACGUAUGGCAUCGUUACCAAAGGCACGCGUUACCCCCGCACCCCCCUUUUCAGUAUCAGGCGUCGACUAUUGUGGCCCAUUCAACAUACGCAUCGGUUCGAAGGCCAUCCGCACAGUGAAGAAAACUUAUGCAGCGAUAUUUGUGUGUAUGGCAACAAAAGCGGUACACAUAGAAUUGGCGGAAGAUCUCUCGGCAGAGGCGUUUAUCAAUAUCUACACCCGUUUCGUAAAUCGACGUGGUCUAUGUACCGACUUAUAUAGUGAUAAUGGCACAGCCUUCGUAGGCGCAAAUCGCAUGAUGGCAGAAGAUCUGCAAGCAUGGCAUGGCGAGUAUGCUCAGCAGAACCUGGCAAACAAGGGCACACGUUGGCAUUUUAUAUCGCCGGGAGCUCCACAUCAUGGCGGGCUCUGGGAGGCCGCUGUGAAAUCUGCCAAAAAACACAUACUUCGAAUAGUUGACACGCGCUCUAUCUACUACGACCAGUUGCACACACUUUUGGUGCAUGUGGAACCUUGUCUAAAUUCCCGGCCGCUGGUUGCACUACAUGAUACCCUUGACGACAAGAUGGCAUUAUCACCGGCUGACUUCCUGAUCGGGAGAUCAAUCGUGGCAGUGGCCGAAAAAUCAACUGGCGAAGUACCUUCUAAUCGACUGUCUUAUUAUCGUCAGCUACGGCAGAUGCAGCAGCAUUUCUGGCAGCAAUGGCAUGAUGAGUAUCUCUCCACGUUACAGACCCGAUCAAAAUGGCAUAAGAACAAUGACAGUAUCCAGCUAGGCGACAUUGUAAUCAUUCGCCACGAGAACCUACCAGCUACGCACUGGCGACUUGGCAGGGUGGUACGGUUACAUCCAGGUACCGAUGGCUUGGUACGUGUGGUCACCAUCAAACAUGCAACAGGCGAGUGCAUGCGACCAAUACAGAAAAUCUGUAGGCUUUUGGAUCAUCCUGAACUUACCCGUCCAGCCGGGCAGGAUGUAUGA